Messenger RNA from Cajanus cajan (pigeon pea), 597 nucleotides. NCBI's taxonomy places the organism in Eukaryota, Viridiplantae, Streptophyta, Magnoliopsida, Fabales, Fabaceae. The record is from RefSeq and is a predicted model, not a curated record.
AUGGAAGCAAAUGUCAAAUACAGGAAAGAUGAAGGGGAUCUUUUUGCUGAUCCAACUAUCUAUUGGCGUUUGGUAAGAAGUCUUAUCUACCUAACGACAACUCGACCUGACAUUUCAUAUGCUAUUCACCAAGUUAGCUGGUUUAUGUCUUCUUGUCGACAUCUUCAUUUUGCUGCUAUUUGUCACAUUAUCCGCUAUAUUAUAGGGUCCCCUACACGUGGGUUAUUCUUUCCUAGAGGCUCACCCUUACAACUUUUGGCAUAUAGUGAUGCUGAUUGGGCAGGGUGUCCAGAUACUCGUCAGUCUACUACAGGUUGGUGUAUGUUUCUCGACAGUGCCUUCAUUUCUUGGAAAUGUAAGAAGCAGGAUCAUUAUGUUUCUAAAUCUUCUACUGAGGCUGAAUAUCGUUCAAUGUCUUCUACUUGUUCUGAAAUUGUGUGGCUACGUAGUCUUUUAGAGGAGCUUGGAUUUCACAACCUGACUCUACCCCUCUUCAUGCUGAUAAUACAAGUGCUAUUCAAAUUGCUGCAAAUCCCGUGUUCCACCAACGUACCAAACAUAUCGAGGUUGAUUGCCACUAUAUCAGGGAAGCCUUGA